Messenger RNA from Aspergillus tanneri, 5082 nucleotides. RefSeq lists its product as uncharacterized. NCBI's taxonomy places the organism in Eukaryota, Fungi, Ascomycota, Eurotiomycetes, Eurotiales, Aspergillaceae. Gene Ontology annotation, cellular component: nuclear pore. Gene Ontology annotation, biological process: double-strand break repair via homologous recombination; mitotic recombination-dependent replication fork processing. Gene Ontology annotation, molecular function: ATP hydrolysis activity; structural constituent of nuclear pore; single-stranded DNA binding. The coding region runs from base 1 to 5082 and encodes 1693 amino acids. The transcript has 7 exons. The record is from RefSeq and is a predicted model, not a curated record.
AUGACUGCAGAUAUGGAUACUCAGAAUGAAAUUGAUGAUAGUGGCCUUCCAGGUCCAGGAGCACCAACCCCACUUUCGGCCUUGGAGGGAGUGGCCGGUCUGACGGGCCGAGAUAUCAAAUUGUUCGUCGAUGCUGGCCUCCAUACAGUCGAGUCGAUUGCAUAUACACCGAAACGGUUGCUGGAACAGAUCAAGGGUAUCUCUGAGCAAAAGGCUACCAAGGUUCUGGUCGAAGCUGCCAAGCUUGUUCCAAUGGGCUUCACGACCGCAACGGAAAUGCAUGCACGACGAAGCGAACUCAUAUCCAUUACAACAGGAUCCAAGCAACUGGACACACUGCUCGGAGGUGGAAUUGAGACUGGCUCGAUUACGGAGAUAUUUGGAGAAUUUAGAACAGGUAAAAGUCAGAUAUGCCAUACGCUUGCCGUUACUUGCCAGCUGCCGUUCGAUAUGGGCGGAGGCGAAGGUAAAUGCCUUUAUAUCGACACUGAAGGAACAUUCCGGCCGGUGAGACUAUUGGCCGUAGCUCAAAGAUUUGGACUCGUUGGCGAAGAAGUUCUUGACAAUGUGGCUUAUGCUCGAGCCUACAACUCAGACCACCAGCUUCAGCUGCUGAACCAGGCGUCCCAGAUGAUGUGUGAAACCCGGUUUUCGCUUCUAGUUGUUGACUCGGCCACGUCGCUUUAUCGGACAGACUUCAAUGGUCGUGGCGAGCUGUCGACUCGGCAAACACAUUUGGCCAAGUUUAUGCGUACCCUGCAGCGUCUAGCAGAUGAAUUUGGUAUUGCGGUUGUCAUCACCAAUCAGGUCGUCGCCCAGGUCGAUGGCGGCAGUGCGAUGUUCAACCCUGACCCUAAAAAGCCUAUUGGCGGUAACAUUAUUGCCCAUGCCAGCACGACCAGACUUAGUUUGAAAAAGGGCCGAGGCGAGACUAGAGAGCACCGUCGGAAGAUCUGUCGUGGAAAGGCGGAAAAGCGCGUUGCUGAGGCCCGUGCCAAGACCAUGUUUUUUCUGAGCGGUGGAAGAGCUUCACCUUUUGUUCGUCACCCACCCCCGGACUGCAAACUCCCAUUCCUCUGCGACAAUCGGCCAUGGACACUUGAAGUAAUACAUUUCAAUAUCGUGGAAGGUGGUUUGCUGAAAUCCGACAUGGCGAAAAUUUACAAAGACACCCGGGUCGACCUCCGGCCAUACUCGCCGAACUCCGUCGUCAACAUCCAGAUCCCAAGCCAGGUGAACACGCACGGCCGCGCCCGAUUCUCGAUAUCCUCCCUCACAGGCCCCGAAGAAUCGAUCGCAAAGGAUGAAGAGGAGUUUUCGAAACGGUAUUUGGCCACUCAAGGAUCUGUCUAUUUCCGCAAACGCACUGUCUAUCCUCGAACGUUUUUGUGGAGGGUGGUCGAUGACAGCAAGGUGCUGGAGAUUCAGUGCGUGGACCUGACGAAGGGCGGAAUUGAACACCACGAAUACAAUGUGACGCUGCGCUUGGAUUUCCAAGAAGAGAUUCUUCCGUCGGGCGUUGGCUUUUCAGACCUGGAGGACCAUGAAAUUUUGAGCGUGUUUGUCAUUACUGCCUCGAAGCGGCUGCACACGUUGACCCUACGCCCGGACUUCUUUCGAAGGGCGACAGCAAUUGAAGAGAACAUCUCGGACUGGUGCAAAUCUUGUGUCCCAGCGCCUCUGACAUUUUCUUACCCUCACCGACUACACGCCAGCAGUCCGCUAGAGCUUUUCAUUUCCCUGGAUAACGGCUCCCUUUUGCGCCUAACUAGAAGAUCUGGCGAUGAUGGCUCACAAUGGUCCCCUCUGACCUUUGAUGAAAGGACUUGGGGGUCGUCGAUUCGAGGCUUAGUUAGGUGGAAUGCGCAGCCUUCGAUUAAAUACAAAGGUCGCAACCUCGACCUGAACCUGGCAAAUGCGAUUGCCACCACAUCCGAUCAGACCUAUGUUUUUGCGAUUUGUUUAAAUCACACCUUGAAGAUAUGGAAUCUUGCCACGAAUAAAUUGGUUGCGACAAAGGAUCUAUUGGGGCGCGAGGUACAACAGCCAGAUGCACCAUCAUACUCCCUCAAUCCGUCGGAGACUUCGUUUAUUCGUGUUUUUAAUGUGGAGAGGGCUCUAGAUGGAGGAUAUCGGUACUACCUCGUUACAUACUCUCCCUUUGAGGAUGGUCGCUUCAAAUUUUGGGCUAUAAAGGGGGGCUUGACAUCGCCACUGAUUAUUGAAGACCUUUUCCCUGAUGAUUCAUUGAGGCCGUUGGACCCGGACUCGACGGGGAAUAUGUUCUGGAGUAUCACGGAUUUCCAGGUCAAGCCCGCAGAGGAAGGCAGGGGAAUGGAGAUGUGGGUUCUCUGGAGAAACAGCAGCUUCUACCAGUUGUAUACGCUACACUUCAACUUUGAAACAUUGGUUACGAACUGGAAUAACAACUGGGUGUCAACCGUUAUGGAUAGUCGUGGACAGGAGCAGCCGCCGCCCCCUGCGCUUCCCGAUGUUGCAGACCCGACAGAAAAGUGGCUGAGCUUUCUUUUGCAACCGAACAGGUUUUCUCCAGAAGUACUAGAGACUGCCUUGGCUAUUUACCAGGAAGCUCUGAAGCCUUUGUCUUCCCCUAGUGUGUCGAAGAGAAACGGUCACCUUUCGGAACGACUCUGCUCCACCAUCACUGCCACCGUCUCUCUGCGGAGGUACGCUGACGAAGAAAUGGAUUUCACGCGGUAUCGGACAGACACCGAUUCUAAAUGGCGCCAAUUUUGGCAAAUCGCAGAUGAUAUCAAUAAGAGACGAUUCGAACCUGUUUCACUUGUGUACGACUCCUACUAUGAGACUCCAUGGCUGCUCCUUUCAGAUAGCUGUGCAGUUAUUCGAGAGUGUAGUUCUACAGAAUUGCUAUUGCAUAACUCGAGUUCAGUGCUGCUCGAAGAAGGGCCGAAGGUUGAGGAUCGUUGGAGGCAUAGGAACAUGAGCUCAGAGAUCGGGGACUUGUUUGAACAAGCUUCUCAUUUGAUCAGUGUCUCCUCAGGCUUCAGGAAGAGAUUUCCGGCGGAACUUGAGCUGGCUUGCCAAAGAGCCCUUGAAGCAGAGCUGUUUACCGAGCCGUCGUCAUCAGUCCCUGACAGGAUGGAUACGUUCCGUGAUCGAUGUGACUUUGGCGAGCAGAUUUCAAAUAAGAUGUAUGAAGGCUUGAUCGCUGCUAUGGACCCGUAUCUGAAUAUUUAUAAUCUGAGGAACGAGGUCUUCUAUACCAUUAUCGACACAAUCCCGCCUGGAUUUCCUGGCAAAGAUUCCGAUCUUUUAGCUACCCAUUUCGGCGUCAAGGUUACUGUUAACGGCGUGCAGGAGUCGAUCUUAUUUACACGACAAAUUCUUACCAAUCUCUUAGCUCUUGUCCUUUUUGUGGAUGGUGAGGUGCAGCAGGAGGAGGGAUCAACCUUUGAUGCCAGUAACCUGUUUGCCUCGCUGAUAACUCUUUUGAGAGAAUAUGAAAUGAUGCAUUGGCUAAGCUCGAAUUCCCGGAAGAGCUCUGGUAGAUCCGUUAAUGCUCCCGAGGAUCUGUCGGCCUCAGCAACCGUGGACUCACCCUCAAAAGCUAAAGACUCCAGAAUGGUGACCAUCUUGGAAGACUUAUUUGCUGCAGAUAUCAAACCCCGCCAGACUAUUGGCUUGCCUCAGAGCCAUACCUUGACACUUGGUAUUCGAGAUGUCCUGUCCUGGGUCACGCGUCCAGGGGAGGUAGCAUAUCCAAACGCCUUGGUCUACAUACAAUGUGAUCUCAUUGCGAAGAACAAUAUUGACCUUGCUUGGGAUUUCCUCCGUUUCCAAGCAAGUACGUCCUGGGCAACCUAUGUGAAAGGGCGCUUGUACGUGGCCAUGUCCGAAUUUGAUACUGCAGCUUUAUAUUUCCGGAAAGCUGCAUAUCUUCUCUCAUGCGGUAAACCUCUUGGUAAUUUGCACGAGAUGUCGUCCACCCUCCUAGACAUUGUCUCCGUGGACUGCUUCCAUAACGGCCUGCCCAAGUAUUUCCAGCAUAUCCUGUCUCUAUUCGAACAGGCUCGCUCGUUCUCGCAUGUUGCAGACUUCGCUAGCCUUGCACUGCAAGCGCUUGAGAGCGAAAGCGGAAACAAACAAGACACGGAAUAUGUCAGCUUGAGAACGGAUCUCCUCUCGCGCCUUUUCUAUGCUUCUCUUCAUAACUGCCAGUUUGACCAGGCCUACUCUGCACUCUCUCGAUAUAAGGACCUUGCGCUGCAAAAGUCCGCACUCGGGUCUCUUAUCACCGGUAUAUUGGCCGCAUCAGGCUCUGGGACUGCUGGGCUUCAGCAUAUUCUCCACUUCCCGACAUCCCUCGUUCCUAACAUUGCGUCCUAUGUGGACGAGACUUUAGUCUCACUUGCUCGAAAGCAAACAUCAUCUAGUUUCUAUUUAGAUGGUGGAAACCACUGGACUGACAACAGCCCGGAUUAUCAAAGGAUCUUGCAAGCGUAUCGUAUCGCGCGAGGUGAUUACCGUGGCGCCGCUGAAAUUGCAUAUCGGAAUGUUCAGCGACUCCGAGACACUCGAGACGGCUCGUCGGCUCGUCUGGUGUUGGCUAAAGGGCGAGAUACGGACGGCUUACCAGCCACUGCAGGAGAGGACGAUACGGAGAGCCAGGAGAUUAGACAUGAACUGUUGUCGCUGAUCAACCUGCUCAGCUGCGUAGACAAGAGCGAGUCUUACAUCUUAAUCGAGAAAGACGACCCCUCGAUGGUAGCUGUGCCGUCCGAUCGACGCCGCAGUAUACAGACCGAUGAUGGGGACGUAUUCAUGGACGACGCGGAGUCCGGCUCACCCACGCUCUACGGAUACAAACGCAGGCUCAGCUCCAGUGCAACCGUAAUUAGACCUUCCAGCCGCAGAAAUAGCAAAUCAUCCUUCACAGCGGACACUACCAUCCCCCGGCGUCGCAUCAUAGUCACUCUCGACCAUCUGCGCCGUGAGUACCAAUCCGAAUUAGAUCGGGUCAGCCGAAUCGAAAGGGGUGAUUGGGAGUUUGGGAUUAUUGAUACCGACGAGGCGGAUAAUGACGAUACGAUGCCACUCUAG